AUGUCUACUUUAAAGGCCAGAAAGGAAGAGUUUGUUACCGGGCUUAGUGGUGGCUCGAUUGAAGAAAUUAAUAUUGUUACCUCAGUUGCUUUAACGUCGUAUUUUUGUUGGAACCUUCUAAAUGAGGCAAAUGGCGACAAUCAGUUGAAUAUAUUUGUCGAUUUUGCACUUAAUUGGUUAGCACUUUUAUUUUCUAUUACACUAUAUGCUAGUAAUAUAAAAUUGUUGAGUACUCUGAUGACUGUACCGUGUUUAAUAACGUUCAUUUACUAUAAAUCAAACAAAAGAGUAACCUCAAAGCAAAAGCAAAAAAAACCAAUUGCCAAUGAUGAGCCAUUUCAACUUUUGAGAAAACCAUAUAUAUCUGCAUAUAGAUCUGGAAUGUUGAUUUUAACGUGCUUAGCAAUCAUUGCAGUUGACUUUCCUAUAUUCCCUCGUCGUUUCGCAAAAGUGGAAACAUGGGGCACUUCGCUAAUGGAUCUAGGUGUUGGUUCAUUUGUGUUCAGUAAUGGUCUAGUAUCAUCCAGAAGAUUGAUGCAAUCAAAGACAAGAGUUAAUAUUUUUAAACGCCUGAUUGGCGCUUUGCGUUCCAGCAGCAGUCUUUUAGUUCUAGGACUUCUAAGAUUAUAUUUUGUAAAGAACUUGGAAUAUCAAGAACACGUAACAGAAUAUGGUGUACAUUGGAAUUUCUUCAUUACACUGGCUUUCCUUCCAAUUGUCUUGGUGUUUAUUGAUCCUUUAGCAGAAUACAUUCCACGAUUUGUCAUUGCUUUAAUAUUUUCUGGUAUAUAUGACUGGAAAUUAGUUUAUGAUCCAAAGUUUUUGAAGUUUUUGAUUUUAGAGGAUAGAAACAAUCUAUUUACUGCAAACAGAGAAGGUAUAUUUUCGUUUAUUGGCUACUGUGCAAUUUUUUUAUGGGGUCAAAGCACAGGUUUCUAUCUAUUGGGAAAUGUUCCAACUAUUAAUAAUCUGUACAAGAACUCUACUGUAACUAUUGACCACAAGAGAAAAUUAACUGGAUGGAAUAAGUACACCACAGUCAGACCUCUUUCUGGGUUAUUAAUAUGGUCGGCUAUUCUAAUUACAUUAGAUCAAUUGAUCGUAGCAUUCCAUCCACACGAUAUCUCCAGAAGAUUUGCUAAUUUACCAUACACUAUUUGGGUUGUUGCCUAUAAUGUUGGGUUUUUAACCAUAUAUUGUGCAGUUGAUCAAUUGUUUGGAAACUACAAGAAAAAAUACAAUUUACCUGUUUCGCUGGAAGCUAUGAACUCCAACGGUCUUAUUCUGUUCUUGCUAUCGAACGUCAGUACUGGUUUAAUCAACAUGUCAUUCACUACUAUUGAUUCAAGUGAUUACAUGGCAUUACUAGUAUUAAUUAGUUAUGCUGCAUUUCUGGCUAUAGUUUCAACUAUUCUUUACAAGAGAAGAAUUUUCAUAAGGUUGUAG
Messenger RNA from Maudiozyma saulgeensis, 1446 nucleotides. NCBI's taxonomy places the organism in Eukaryota, Fungi, Ascomycota, Saccharomycetes, Saccharomycetales, Saccharomycetaceae. The record is from the annotation of a GenBank genome assembly.